Messenger RNA from Meriones unguiculatus (Mongolian gerbil), 3310 nucleotides. RefSeq names its product 6-phosphofructo-2-kinase/fructose-2,6-biphosphatase 4 (gene Pfkfb4). The transcript has 14 exons. Bases 146 to 1555 code for a protein of 469 amino acids. Gene Ontology annotation, molecular function: 6-phosphofructo-2-kinase activity; ATP binding; fructose-2,6-bisphosphate 2-phosphatase activity. Gene Ontology annotation, biological process: fructose metabolic process; fructose 2,6-bisphosphate metabolic process. NCBI's taxonomy places the organism in Eukaryota, Metazoa, Chordata, Mammalia, Rodentia, Muridae. Gene Ontology annotation, cellular component: cytosol. The record is from RefSeq and is a predicted model, not a curated record.
GUGCUGGGGCGGGCCUGCGGGAAGAUGGACAAGAGUAGGAGCCGCUAGAGGAGGGGCGGGGCCCGAGGGGCGGGACCUCGGGUGGCCCGAGGUGGCCGGGUUGCUGGGUGAGAAGCAGCGCAGUCCGAUUCAUCCCGGUACGGGGAUGGCGUCCCCAAGGGAACUGACCCAGAAUCCCCUGAAGAAGAUCUGGAUGCCGUACAGCAAUGGGCGGCCCGCUCUGCACGCCAGCCAGCGUGGUGUGUGCAUGACCAACUGCCCGACGCUCAUCGUCAUGGUGGGCCUGCCCGCCAGGGGCAAGACCUACAUCUCCAAGAAGCUGACCCGCUACCUCAACUGGAUCGGUGUGCCCACUCGGGAAUUCAACGUUGGCCAGUAUCGCCGGGACACGGUCAAGACAUACAAAUCUUUCGAGUUUUUCCUCCCAGACAAUGAAGAAGGCCUGAAAAUCAGGAAGCAGUGUGCGCUGGCGGCCCUCCAUGACGUCCGGAAGUUUCUCACUGAGGAGGGCGGACACGUGGCGGUUUUUGAUGCAACAAAUACCACCCGGGAACGGAGAGCGAUGAUCUUAAACUUUGGGGAACAGAAUGGCUACAAGACCUUCUUUGUUGAAUCUAUCUGUGUGGAUCCUGAAGUCAUAGCUGCCAACAUUGUGCAAGUGAAGCUGGGUAGCCCCGACUAUGUCAACCGGGACAGCGACGAGGCCACUGAGGACUUCAUGAGGCGCAUUGAAUGCUAUGAAAACUCGUAUGAGUCACUGGAUGAGGAGCAGGACAGGGAUCUGUCCUACAUCAAGAUCAUGGACGUGGGCCAGAGCUACGUGGUGAACCGCGUAGCCGACCACAUCCAGAGCCGCAUCGUCUAUUACCUCAUGAACAUCCACGUGACGCCCCGCUCCAUCUACCUCUGCCGGCACGGGGAGAGUGAGCUCAACCUCAAGGGCCGGAUCGGUGGGGACCCGGGACUGUCUCCCCGGGGCAGGGAGUUCGCCAAGCAUCUGGCUCAGUUCAUCAGUGACCAGAACAUCCGGGAUCUGAAGAUCUGGACGAGCCAGAUGAAGAGGACGAUCCAGACAGCGGAGGCGCUGAGUGUGCCCUACGAGCAGUGGAAAGUCCUCAACGAGAUUGAUGCGGGUGUCUGUGAGGAAAUGACCUACGAAGAAAUCCAGAGUCACUAUCCACUGGAGUUUGCCCUGAGGGAUCAGGACAAGUACCGGUACCGGUACCCGAAGGGUGAGUCCUAUGAAGACCUGGUGCAGCGACUAGAGCCUGUCAUCAUGGAGCUGGAGAGACAGGAGAAUGUGCUGGUCAUUUGCCACCAGGCUGUGAUGCGCUGCCUCCUGGCCUACUUCCUUGACAAGGCAGCUGAAGAGCUGCCCUACCUCAAAUGCCCCUUGCACACAGUGCUGAAGCUCACCCCUGUGGCUUAUGGUUGUAAAGUGGAGUCCAUAUUCUUGAAUGUGGCAGCUGUGAACACACACCGAGAAAGGCCUCAGAAUGUAGACAUAUCCAGGCCUUCAGAGGAAGCUCUUGUCACAGUCCCUGCUCACCAAUGACCACAUCUCAUCCAAGACCCCUGGCAAGCCCUGGCUUCUCAGAGGGGUCACUACAGGCCUCCUCAGUGUUUGCUGUGCUGAUGACGUCACCAGGCAGGAACACUCCUGACGCCCCGGGGGGGCUGGUAACACUCCGACCCUCAGCCUCGCCCACCUACCCCCUUGUUAACGACAGGGUUGGGUAUGGCUGCUGACCUGCUGCUGUGAAUCCCUGGCCGUGUGCCCUGCUGCCAGCCCCUCUGUGACAGCUCCCAAGCAGUGCGCUCACCAGGCUGGCUGCUUCCUGACGUUUGCAACCUUCCAUGUGACACUGAGGCAAAAAGUCUCACUAGGACAUCCCCACCGUGGCCCGGCCACCCCUGGAAGAGCCCUGCCGUCUUCUGUGUGGCCACUCUUGAAGGCAGAGGCUAGCUCGUAAUGGGACCUCAGGUGGGUGCUGCCCAGGCGACGUGGAACAGAGGAGCUGUCACCCACAUUUGUGGGCGCUCACCGAGAACAGCAUGUUCUCUUUGGUGUAAACACUGGAAAAGCGUGGAAGGCAGCAUUUGUGCCGCCCCUUCCUGAUGUCUACCAAGCUGUACACUGAGAUCCAGGAUAGCUGUGGCCCAGGCUGCCUUGUCCUGGAUUGCCUCACAGGGGACCUUGUAAGGGCAGCUUCAUCAAGUACCUUCUUGGUGCACACACCCAAGUGCUUAAGGAAGCUGGUCUCCCCUCCCUGGCCGUCACUGUCCACACAGGGCUGUACAAGGGGACAUGUGAUAAAUGGCUCAGAACUGGUGGUCCUGUCAAGCUGUCCCCUUGUUUGUUGACCUCCACCUGUAGAGGACUGAAGAGGAAGACAAAACUCAGAGACAGCUCCUGGCCAGGGGAGGAGUCCCCGGCCCCAUUCUAGUUUUGAUUCCGUAUACAAAUUAAGCCCUAGUGAAAAACCGCCUUACGAAGCCCGGUGCCUCUCAUGCUCCGACUUCUCAUGGGUCCAGGUAGCAAAUUCAGCUGCCCAGCAGGGUGAUAAGCAGGCUAGGAAGCAGAGCAAGAAACUUCCUAUGACAGUAACUGGUGCUCUUGCCAAGGGGAAGCCGGGCCCUGCGCCUAAGAACCUUUCCAGCCCCAAAUGUGGCAGAGCAGUCCAGCCCUGCCAGCCCUGGGCUGAGUAGCUUGCGGAUGCCACCCGCCCGGAGAACUCGGUGCCAUUACCCCCAGCCAGCAGCUCCAGACAAACUGCUGUCUGGGUGGGGCUGGGACAGGACUCUCUGGGGCCCGUCUCAUCAGCCCGGAGCCGGAAGACCAUACCACUGCCUUCGGGACAUGGGGCCUACGGCUUUUGCUCCCAUGUCUCUCAGAGUUUGAGUGAUGUUUGUCGUUUUAUCUGGACACACUUGUCAGCCAUAGCAGAUCCCUGUGAUCAGCAGCUGUUAAUAAAAGCUGGAUGCCACUUGAGGCGAAGACCACCAAAGCCUUUUUCCUCUGUGCCCAGGGAAGACAGGAAGCGUUGGACUCAGGUGUAAGAGUGGAGGGUUGAGGCCGAAGGAUGUCUGCGGCAGGAUGUGUGCUGGAACGGCCCCUUGCCCCAAGCACCUAGAAGUGGCCUCUGCAAGGCAGCUGCAUGCGGGAGUGGCUGCCAUUUUAGCGAGAUGGUUCAUGGGAGGAACUGCCGACUCUGUCCUGCUUUCCCUAGAAUGUAUGGUAGCGGGCUUCAGUUGUACAUUGCACUGUGUCCAGCAUUCUUUGCAAUAAAUAAUUUUUAAAAAACAGUAA